Messenger RNA from Dreissena polymorpha, 1032 nucleotides. RefSeq lists its product as uncharacterized. Lineage: Eukaryota; Metazoa; Mollusca; Bivalvia; Myida; Dreissenidae. Bases 320 to 898 code for a protein of 192 amino acids. The record is from RefSeq and is a predicted model, not a curated record. The transcript has 2 exons.
AACGCUAAUUAAAACACCGAAAAUGCAUUAACGGUGCUUAAUGGUAAUUUUCUUACUUAAGUUGAAUUAAUUCAACUUAACAAGGAUUUUCUCUAUCAAUUGUACUAUUUUCAAUUAAGUUGCGUUAAAAUAGGUUUUUCUACUUAAAAUAUGUUUUUAGUUACACGAAUUCAACUUUAGUAAGGAAUUUUACUUAAGUUGUAAAGUCGAAUUGUUUUGAUUGGUCAGUUAAUGAUCCGGAAGACCUAAGCCAAUCAGAAACGUCGUAACAAACGUAAACAGGAAAGGAUUUUCUUCUACCGCCAUUUACAAUUUUGCAAUGGAUCGGUUACAACGCACGCAUUUACCUACAGCUGACAGUGUUCUUGAAAGAGUUUCAAUAACACUCAGAGAUGUACAGAGAGGCAAACAGAACGGCAACCUUGACGUUUCUGCAGCUCGCACCCAGAUCGCCAGUCUUCUUACAAACUUGCAGAGACUUGAGAAUGACCACACCGUCCCAGAUGAUUUACUGAAGAGCACCAUCCAGUCAGUAGUGUUAGUCAGAGAUAGUCUCCCUGAUUUGACUCAACAUGCUCAACACAGCAGUCAUUCAGUUGAUCGUUAUGAGGACACAGUACCAAACCCUCACGGACGUGGCAGAGAUCUAUGUGACAUUGACAUCAGCAAACUACAACAGCUAAUUGAUAUGGGAUAUACAGUGAAAGAGAUAGCAGAGAAAGGUUUACUAGGUGGUGUCCUUCAUCCCAACACACUAUAUAGCAGAUUAAGAUCCAACAACAUGCAGAUCAGAUCAUCAUACACAGAUAUUAGUGACGACGACUUGCAUUCUAUUGUUGCAGAAUACAACAGAGACCACCCUAAUUCAGGUAAAUUCAAACACAGAUUUAAGGUUUAAUUCAUAUCUCCAUUGCAAAAUAUCUGUAUUUCUGAUAAAUUGAAAAUUCUCUUUGUUAUCUCCAGAGCUUAAAAUGUUAUUGCAUACUCUGUAUACAAUGCAAUGAUAACUUGUGAAGUAAAGGGGUCAUUUGG